This is a messenger RNA of Anisakis simplex (herring worm), 1323 nucleotides long. NCBI's taxonomy places the organism in Eukaryota, Metazoa, Nematoda, Chromadorea, Rhabditida, Anisakidae. The record is from the annotation of a GenBank genome assembly.
AUGAAGUUCAUCAUUGCAGAGAUGAGCACUUUCACUGUUCAAUCCGGUCUUUCGGCGGCCAAUGUCCUCACUCCAGAGCGACAAAUUCUAGUGGUUGGUAAGCAGAAGCAGUUGAAGAGUUUAGACUUUGAGAAGGAUCUGAAGGCGAAAUUCGGUGAUUCCGUAUCAGCCCAACUCUGGCAACAAGCACUCAAUGCGCUCUCCGUAAAAUCGCCUUCGUCAGUACCAUUGUAUCUGAAUCUAGCCAAGUUGAUCGCUGUGCCCGAUGAAGUUAGUCGUCAUAACGCACCGUCAAAUUCGGUUGCUAUUUUCAAAGAAGUGAAGUCCGUCGGUCGUCCGGAUGGCGUAAAGAAUAUCUCUGUGGUAUUGUACGCUGAUGUAGCUGACGUUUUCGCGAGUGUUGCUUCGAUCUCACGUUGUUUCUCGCUUUAUGAUCGACGAACGAAACUGGGCACUCCUUUGGAAAGUGUCAAUGUCGAAAUCAUGGUUCCACCGGAUCAGAAAUUGUCUGAUGAGGACGUGAAAUUUCUUCAAGCACUCAGUGAAUCGAUUCGAUUCGCUGCACGUCUUAUCGACACUCCUUGCAAUGAGCUACAUACAGAAGCGUUCACGCAUGAAGCGCAGUCGUUUGUUGGCAAACUCAAUGGUGUCACGUCGACGAUCAUUAAGGGCAACGAGCUUUUGAAACAAGGUUUCGGUGGUAUCUAUCAUGUUGGUAAAGCGGCCGCACAUCCGCCUGUGUUCGCUUGUUUUAGCCAUAAACCAUCAGGUGCCACGAAAAACUACGCGCUAGUCGGAAAGGGUAUUGUAUACGAUACCGGUGGAAUGUCAAUCAAAACCAAAAACACCAUGCCAAGUAUGAAAGAAGAUAUGGGAGGUGCCGCAGGUCUUCUAUCAGCCUUCUACACUUUGGUGAAAUCGGGAUUCAGUCAGAAUCUUCACUGUAUUUUGUGCAUCGCUGAGAAUUCUGUUUCACCUGAAGCAAAUCGACCAGAUGAUGUGAUAACAAUGUUGAGUGGUAAAAGUGUGGAAAUUAAUAACACAGAUGCAGAGGGUCGUUUAGUGCUUGCAGAUGGUGUUUAUUAUGCGAAAAAUGUCUUGAAGGGUCCGUUGAGCGCAAUAGCUGGUCUCUUCAUCGCUUCACAUAUUGAUUUUGCCAGCGAUAUCGACUGGUUACACAUCGAUAUGGCAAGUCCGGUGAGCGACUCGGAUCGUGCCACAGGCUACGGGCCGGCACUUAUUUGUGCGUUGCUANAGUCCGGUGAGCGACUCGGAUCGUGCCACAGGCUACGGGCCGGCACUUAUUUGUGCGUUGCUAGCUGA